Oxyura jamaicensis (ruddy duck) is the source of this 4041-nucleotide messenger RNA. Its product is annotated as L-threonine 3-dehydrogenase, mitochondrial. The transcript has 9 exons. Gene Ontology annotation, biological process: L-threonine catabolic process. NCBI's taxonomy places the organism in Eukaryota, Metazoa, Chordata, Aves, Anseriformes, Anatidae. Bases 131 to 1252 code for a protein of 373 amino acids. The record is from RefSeq and is a predicted model, not a curated record. Gene Ontology annotation, molecular function: L-threonine 3-dehydrogenase activity.
GUGUGGGACAACUCCUACUUUCUGUCACAUUUUGAUUGGCUUUCCAAAGAGGCAGUGUCCUAUAAAUUGCCAUUUCCAGUUUGCUUCUGCCCUAUUGCCAGCUGAGGGACAGCCUAAUUGAAGGAGGAAGAUGCCAAUUGUCAAAAACGUGAGCAGAGCUGUCAGCCAGCUGCUACAAAGCUCUAGUUGUGGGUGUGGGAUUUCCAUCGUGCCCGUUCGAUGCAUUGGCAUCUCGCCCCGCCAGGUGGCCUCUGAUGCCAGCUUUCACUCAGUUUCUUUUUCGGAGUCAGAUCAUCCUCGGGUGCUAAUUACAGGUGGUCUUGGCCAGCUUGGAGUGGGACUUGCUAAGCUUCUGAGGAAACAAUUUGGAAAGAACAAUGUGAUCUUGUCUGACAUUAGAAAGCCUGCGGAUCAUGUUUUUCAUAGUGGCCCUUUUAUCUACUCGGAUAUCUUGGACUACAAGAAUCUGCGUGAGAUAGUGGUGAAUAAUCGCAUAACUUGGCUGUUCCACUAUAGCGCUUUGCUCAGUGCUGUUGGAGAAGCAAACGUCCCUCUAGCCAGAGCUGUUAAUAUUACUGGUUUACACAAUGUUCUGGAUAUUGCAGCUGAGCACAAUUUGCGACUCUUUGUUCCAAGCACUAUUGGAGCCUUUGGACCCACCUCUCCUCGAGAUCCAACUCCUGAUCUCUGCAUUCAGAGGCCAAGGACGAUCUAUGGCGUCUCCAAGGUUCACGCUGAGCUCAUGGGAGAAUACUACCAUUACCGAUACGGCCUAGACUUCCGCUGCCUGAGGUACCCAGGAAUUAUAUCUGCUGACUCUCAGCCCGGAGGGGGAACAACUGAUUAUGCUGUCCAGAUUUUCCAUGAUGCCAUAAAGACCGGCAAAUUUCAGUGCAACCUAAAGCCAGACACCCGCCUCCCUAUGAUGUACAUUGAUGACUGUCUGAAAGCAACUCUAGAGGUCAUGGAGGCCCCUGCAGAGGCGCUGAGCAUGAGGACGUACAACAUCAGUGCCAUGAGCUUCACCCCCGAAGAGCUGGCACAAGAGGUGCAGAAGCACGUUCCUGAGCUUCAGGUGACCUACAACGUGGAUGAAGUCAGGCAGGCCAUAGCUGACAGCUGGCCAAUGAACUUUGAUGACAGCAACGCCCGCAGGGACUGGGGCUGGAAACAUGAUUAUGACCUCCCUGAGUUGGUGUCUACGAUGUUUAGCUUCCUUGGGUCUGAUUCCAGGAUUGCUCAAGCUAACUGAAAAAUUCUGUCAGAUGUUUCCAGAUUUCCACAGAGGACCAGGAAGAAAUGGCUAAAUUAGUUCAUAAUUUAUGAGUCCUAGAGCAUGCCAAUUACUAGUUUCAUAAGUAGCAAUGGAGCUGGGCAGAAACAUAAUGUAGCUCUAAUGUCCUAGCAGAUAAAUGACACCAUUAGGUGCUGUCUCUGAGCACAGCACCUAUGACAAACACAUAAUUCUUGAACUUUCACUCUUAAGCAACUGGGAACAAAAACCACCUACUCCUGGCUGACGAAUCUCCAAUCAUUCUUGCUACCUGGCUCUUAUCUGCCAAACAGCGUGGGGCGAUACUGUCAGACGUGGGGUUUCAGUCAGAUCCCACAGAGUUAAUGACAUGUUUUUCAUUUCCCUAGUGGAGGUUAUUAGAUCGUAGUAAGAUACAAUCCUUUUUUUUUCUCUGCUUGCAGACGAGAUACAAGAGCUACUUCAUGUUUCCAAAUUGCAGGCAGGGGCUGUUGCAAUUCUAGUUUGAAAUCAAACUUUUGUUAGUAGUUCAUAUUUAUAUAUAUAGUGCUGUAAAAACAUACACUUUUCUAUACAUAGGGCCUACUAAGUCUCAUUAUUCUUAUAAAGCCUAUAAAUGUGAAGGGAAAUAGGACUUGAACUCUCAUUAUGCUUUAAAAAUAACAGGGUUUACAAGCUAAGCUUUUCCUGUUAUUUGCAAAUGCUGCUGCUGUCAGUUUAACCUCAGAGGUAGAUCUGAAAUCCAAAAAGCUGUUAUGUUUUGUGAAUCCAGGGUGUAUUUCAAGAAAGCAAUGCCUAGGAAUGGGGUUAUUGUUCAUUAGCACUACUUUUGGUUAUCCCAGUUGUUUGCCACGCUAGCAUAAUGACAUACUGCCUGGAGCAAGUUUUAAAGGUGGACUGAUGAUGGAGACUUACAUCAGAGUCAAGUCAGCCUUUGAAAUCUGUUCGUGUUCACUGCUUUUUCUGUGUACACUGCAUAUGUAUUUGCAGAUGCUAUUUAUGUGUAACUGUCAUACACUUCUGUUCUUUAGAGAGGAAUCCAGAGGCUGAAACCAUCUCCUAGCUACAGUUAAGGCCUGUUCUGCUCAUUGAAUUUCAUGCACGGGAGAUUCUAGGAUUAACAGGGGAAUCUUAGUAGAUGCAUGCAGAGAAGAUGUCUAUCCAAAAGCUACUUAGGAGACUUUGGAAAUGAGAAGUGAUGGACUGGAGAGACAGGAAAGCCAUCUUAGGUAAAACACCAGUCUCUGUGGAUGUGAAUCUGAGCCAUUGGCUACUAUAGCAUGCCUCGAGAAACAGCAUCUGGGAACUUUGCUUAUAUUUAUUUUUUAAAGGAAAAAUAUCUUUGGUUUUCAAAAUGACUGGAAAUUCCCUAUAUGAAGCUCUCCAUCUUUUUUUGUCUCGUAUACUCCAAUGGCCCAUGUAGGUGUCAUGUUCGAGUCUGUUCUUGCCUGCAUCGUUUGCUUUGUUUUCUGUGACAAUGCUUUGGUAGUUGCAAGUCUGCUACACUCUGUAACCCUGCAGCGUUUCUUCAGUAAGUGACUAGCUGACAUGACCUGAUUCUUCCUUGUGAGGGAGUCUGCAUGCUGCAGGGAACAUGUUUUCUCAUGAAAGUAACCUUCAAAGAAAGAUUCUGAGGUGAAAACCAGUUAUUUUAAACAUAUGUUAAAUUUGUAUCUCUUGUUUUUAUAUGUUUCUUACUGUUUCAUCUGUCGGUGAAGCAUGAAUUUCCCAGGUAUUUAAACUCAAAAACUUUUAUGGUUGUGGCCUGUUUAAACUUUUGUAUAAUGUUUACAUUUCCAGGAAAAAAAAAAAAAAAAUCAAUUCUUUAAACUCUGCCGCUGUUGUAACUAUCAAAUUGUUCAAGUGUAAUAUUUGGCCCAGUGGGCCAGCCAAAUUGGGUUACUCAUACCAUCCAAGAAAAUACUGGCUCAAGUUUUGUUCUCUGCCCUGCCAAAACAGGAUUAUCUCCUUGUAAACUGUUACACUGAGCCGUCAGGUGAAGGGCUUUAAUAUGAUAUGAAAUAUCUUGUCCAUUCCGGUCUUUCAUAAUUCAGACUCUGCAGACUCCUCAUUGCCUCUGUUCCAUGAGAUCAAUGUAAAAUAAUGCAAAGAGUUGGCGAUGAGUCUGACUCCAUUUCUUUAAUUCAAAGAAAGUCAGGGGGUCUAUCCCUCCACCCUUGUUCAAAGCUCUAGUUAACAGCAAGAGUGAAGAGGAAAAACGUUUUCUUCUGAAACAGACUGUCCUUGGCUGUGGCAUUGCAGGGAAGCUUUGGAUAAGGUGUUGCACCGCAGGUGAAAAACAGGCCUAGGACAUUUUAAAGUGUGUUGUCGGCCAAAAGUUGCUGAUUUAUUUAGGAGCAGGAGUUUAAGAACCUUCUAUUUUGCAAAAUCUGAAAUAAAGCAUAUUGCAGUAAACGUUGUAACGACGUGAUGAUGACAGUCAAGGAGUGUGGUUAGGUUUGCCUACAUGGUCUGAGUCCUGUUUGGAAUUCUGGUUUUUAACCUGUGACCAACAAUGCCUGUAUCUUAUUUUUUUCUACAUCUUCCCCUAACUUCAGUUGUAACUAUGUUACAGGAUUUUCUGUAUUAAACCAAUUUGAUGUGGUACAAAAUGUAUUUUUCUACCGCUAUGAAGUUUGACUUCUGGGCAGAGACUUCUCGUGACAUUUGAGCAUUGCAGCUGUUAACGAUACUUAUUCAGGAAAAAAAAAAAAAGUUAAGAAUAUUUUUUUCAAAUAUUACAAGUUGCUGAUGAAGCCUACUUUAAUAAAAUUCUGUUCAGGUGUGUC